Molecule: messenger RNA, 3001 nt
Organism: Magallana angulata
Lineage: Eukaryota; Metazoa; Mollusca; Bivalvia; Ostreida; Ostreidae
Exons: 20
Coding region: 70-2985 (971 amino acids)
Molecular function (GO): serine-type endopeptidase inhibitor activity
Source: RefSeq, a predicted model, not a curated record
AUGUCAUCUUUUUAAAUAUUUAUUCCACUUGAACUCCUUGUGUAUGAGCGAAUUUGAACAAAUCUCAGUAUGUUUUGGUGUUUUUACAUAUAUUACAUUUGUGUUGGAUUUUUUAACGAAUUCUCGCUUGCCACAGACUCAGGCAAGGACUCUGGACAAGAUCCGCCGCCAUUUGUGAAUCCCUUCAAUCAUGGAAACUCACUGUUUGAGACUCCAUACUCGGGCUCCAUCAACGCCAUGGGAAGCGGGGGAGGGGGAUUCCUGCAGGGGGCUAUGUCUAUGAAUGGCGGGGGAGGGAGGAACGGACUACCCUCAAUGUACAUGAAGGACGGCACGCUUCACAUGGGUCACCAACAGCAGUGUCUGAAAAACAUAGUCUGUCCAACAUACUGCCACGAGACGGACAAAGAUGGCUGCGAGACGUGCCCGUGCGGACCAGCUAAUGGAAUGUUACCUCCGGGCUACACGGAGCAGCAUCAGAAGAAGAAGCCAGAGGAGGACGUGAAGAAGGACAGUCAGUGUCUGCACACCCUGAUCUGUAUGUUGUCGUGUAAGGACGGGUACCAGCUGGGCAAGAAGGGCGGGGACGGCUGUCAGACCUGUAAAUGUCUCAAGAAAGAUGACGAGAAGAACAAAAAUAACACAAGUCACACAGGACAAAAAGGACAGGAGACGCUGAACAAUAAAAACAAAACUCAGAACACCGCGGGCGGAUCCAAUGCACAGGGACCGUUUGGUGGCGCUGCAGGGAGCGAAUCAGGAUCCGGAUUCAAUCCGAUGUUUCCCGGGACCGGAAUGGGAUCGGCAUCGGCAAGCGGUGCUGGAAUGCCGAGCCCGUUUGGCGGCGGCGCUUCCGGUGGGAUGGCGAUGAGUCCGUUCGGGCUGGCGGCAGGUGGCGACAGGACGCCGGGAAAAGACUGCUUUGGACCAGAAUGCUCAGCGAAAAAUGGUAUGAAAUUAUUGGGCGGGACGAGGCCGUCAAAAGACACCUGUCCCUCUACUUCCCUGUGUAUCAAAACCUGUAAACACGACCUGAAACUAGGGCCCAAAGGUUCCGAUGGCUGUCCCUCAUGCGCUUGCGUGAAAUCAGAAUCGAGUACAACAGCAGUACCAAGCCAGAAAACAUGUGAUGAACUGCUAAAAUGCAUGAUGGGAUGUCAAGACGGAUACAAAAUCGGCUCCGUGGAUACUUCCGGUUGUCCUGUUUGUUCGUGCAAAUCAAGUCCCGCCCCUAUCACAACACCUGCUUCUAUGUCCUCUUGCCGGGAGAUAAUGGAACUUUGUGUCCAAAAUUGUCGCUAUGGUUACCAGCUUAUUCCCUCCUCUAAGGUGGGAGAGUGCACCAGCUGCUUGUGUCAACCAGCUCCCACAAUGCCAAUGCCAACAACAUCGAAAGUGACUGCCCACCAUACAUCUUGUCAGGAUGGCGUCGUCAGUUGUAUGACAAGUUGUCGCUAUGGUUACUUCCUGAAGGCUUCAGAAAAUGGCGGCUGUCCCCGCUGCCAUUGUCUCCCACCCCGGCGGAAGAUCGAAAGCUCGGCAGUUGUAACAAGUAAGCCUAACGUAUACAAUAUCCUAAAGAAUUGCCCAGGAGCUGUACAUUGUAUGCUAAAUUGUAAAACUGGAUACGUUCUUCGAACUGGCUCUGGAAGUGAAUGUCCUCAGUGUACCUGUCAAGCAGUUGCCGUGCAGCCUCUGAGAUGUACCUCUGCUCUGUUCUGUCAUCGGGGUUGUGUUCUUGGUUACAAACAUGGCGACCAUGGUUGUCCUUCAUGCUCCUGUAUCAGUCCCUCAGAGAUAGGAGUGACGUCACACACUGCCAUUUUUAUCACAUCAUCAGUUCGCUGUAAUGCCCAUUUUUCCUGCUCCAAGCACUGUGAUUUUGGUUACAGAAGCGGAGAUAAUUCCUGUCCGACCUGCCAGUGCUUGAUUCCGAUUAAAGUCUCAACUUCCCAGCAUGGGUGUACAGGUGUGGGAUGCCACCAAACGAUCGGUACUUCCGGUACAGUAGGACACGUGAUAUCAACGCACCAAUCAGGUUCUCAGGCUGUCCCUAUGAAAACUCCUCAUCACCCAGUACCCCUGGUCCAGAUCACCCAUGUCAGUGGGUCACACGGAGAGGUCGGUUCAUACAACACUAUCUCCAUGUUGAUGAAGUACUGUACAAACGUAGCUCACUGCGUCAACAGCUGUCACGGCGGCUUCUCCUUGACGGGUUCCGAGGCCGGCAGAUGUCCAGCCUGCACCUGCACAAGAACAUCGCAACCAACGGGAUUCAAAGUACCGCAUAUAUUGUCGGUCACGGGUAUGCCAGUUCAACAUCACAGUCACCAGGAUAUACAUAGGAUGUGUCCCGAGACGUUCCGAUGUGGAGAAAUGUGUGCUGAUGGAUUUACAUUGAAAAACGAGCCCGGGAAUCCCUGCCCAUCGUGUAACUGUAUCACGGGACAUAUAAAAGUUACUGCAUCUCCUCAGACAAUCCAUCCUAUUCAGACAGGAAGUCACGUGAUGGUUGAUACGGGGGCUACAGCUGGGAACGUCCCAAUGGGGAUUGCCGGUGGUGGGUCUAGUUCGCUCCCUCUAAAAGCACCUAGUCCUUCCUUGACAGUACCCGGAAUUGUCCCCAGUGUAAACAUAGCCGCACCUCCAUCAUCUGGUGUCAUCGGUUCGGGAAGUCAAGGCGUUCCUUCCGGUUCCGCGGUUCACUUUAACAUAUUGCAAGGACCGGGUGGGGAAAAUAUAGGCGGUCCCCAGGUGGCUGCUGGUCAUGCGCUGUUGUUACAUUCCAAUAACUGUGUCGGUCCCGCAUGCUCAGCGAAAAAUGGAUUUCAUAAAAAUCACGUGGUGACGUCAUCAGUGAAACAGACCCCGCCCAAUCGGUGUGCUCGAAUAAUUCACUGUGUGCUCACGUGUCACUCUGGGUACAAACUGACGGACAAGGACGAGGGCGGGUGCCCUGGGUGUGAUUGUUUACCCAGUAAAUAAAGGCUACUUAAUUAUU